CAACGCGUAUACAACCACCGAAAGCACAAGGCAUCAGCCCAGACGCCAACGCCACCCAACCCAAGCUCUCGAACUCGAAGCGCCCACCCUCUCUGACCGCGGCGCCGGCGGCGAGCCGCGGCGGAGGCCGGCCGAUGGGGUCCAACGAGGCGGACAAGCCGCUGCGGCGGAUCGGCGCGUCGUUCGAGCAGCUCGCGGCCGUCGCGAAGCAGCAGCAGCCGCAGCAGCCCGCGAUGGCGGCGGGGGACUUCUCGCGCGCCUGCUCCAACGUCUCCGUCCUCUUCGGCUGCCUCGGCAUCGCCUUCAAGUUCGCCGAGAUGGACUACGUCGCCAAGGUUAAUGAUUUACUGGAGGCAUCCAAGACGAUUUCAACAUUGCCCUCCAUGGUUGAGCUUGACAUUCAGAAGGGCACUGUCAGGCAGGCGGGGAGCCAUACGAGGAAUCUACUGAGGGUUAAGCGUGGGAUUGAUAUGGUGAAAGUUCUGUUUGAGCAGAUAUUGGUCACAGAAGGCAACUCCCUGAAGGACGCAGCGUCGAAGGCUUAUGCUCAGGUGUUUGCUCCUCACCAUGGCUGGGCCAUAAGGAAAGCAGUUGGUGCUGGAAUGUAUGCCCUCCCUUCCAAGUCGCAGCUCUUGAAGAAACUGAAUGAAGAUGAAAAUUCGGCAAGGGCUCAAAUGCAGAGUUUCGUCAGGUCGUCUGGACCAGUAAUUCUCUACGUCGAAGACCUCUUCACCUCCAAGAAUUUAGGGCUAGACUGGUGAGCAAAGCCUAUACAAAGAGACUUCCAAUGUACUAAUGCAACUAGAUGGUGUGCUGUGACCUCAAACAACUGUAGCUGGUUUUGGUGUUUGAGUUCGAGAGUUCAGAGUUGUGACCUAAAUUCAAUAAGCUGUGCUGCUACCGUGGAGGUUCUUGACGGGGUGGAUACGGGAGCCGUUGUUACAAACCUGAAAUUCCAGCUUAUCUGUAAGCUGUUAAACUGGAAUGCUACCCUGCAAUGUAUGAUGUAACAACAUGAAAUUCCAGCUUAUCUCUAAGCUGUUAAACUGGAAUGCUACCUGCAAUGUACUAUGAUGCAUGCCAUAUGCAUCUUUGAGAA
This is a messenger RNA of Aegilops tauschii subsp. strangulata, 1099 nucleotides long. RefSeq names its product accelerated cell death 11. Lineage: Eukaryota; Viridiplantae; Streptophyta; Magnoliopsida; Poales; Poaceae. Gene Ontology annotation, cellular component: cytoplasm; cytosol; membrane. The record is from RefSeq and is a predicted model, not a curated record. Gene Ontology annotation, biological process: ceramide transport; intermembrane lipid transfer. Gene Ontology annotation, molecular function: ceramide 1-phosphate binding; ceramide 1-phosphate transfer activity.